Castor canadensis (American beaver) is the source of this 4199-nucleotide messenger RNA. It is a transcript of the gene Kcnrg, whose product is annotated as potassium channel regulator. NCBI's taxonomy places the organism in Eukaryota, Metazoa, Chordata, Mammalia, Rodentia, Castoridae. Gene Ontology annotation, molecular function: protein binding. The record is from RefSeq and is a predicted model, not a curated record. Gene Ontology annotation, cellular component: endoplasmic reticulum. Gene Ontology annotation, biological process: protein homooligomerization; negative regulation of delayed rectifier potassium channel activity.
UGUAUCAACUAUGUAGUUUUUUUGGGGGUGGGAGGGUAGAAGUUGUUAGAGAACAGAAUAAUCAGAUUUAGUCUAGAUUCCAGUCAUUUUCUUCCAAGAAUUAAUGUCCUAUACAAUGUUCAAAUUAGGUAGCAUUAAGAUAAAAGAGAAAUUUAACAGUAGUGUACAGCACCCCUUCCUUCCUUUUUAAAAGAGUGCUUUUAAAAUAAAUACCCUCACCCCACUUUGGCUGUUUAUGCUGUGAUGAAAAUGGAAAGUGAGUAUACCUGUAGUCCUAGCUACUCAGGAGGUUGAGAAAGGAAGAUUUCUUGAACCUCAAGAGUGAGACAAAAUACAAAAAUCAGGAAGUGAGAGAAUACAUGAUCUAAUGUUGCAUUGAUGAGGUAGGUAGGGAAAUGGUGAUUGUUCAUCAAGUGUACAAUAAAGACCUCAGUCUUACAAAGAACUUUUGAUAGUAAACUUUCUUUUAAAAAAGGAAGUGUGACUAGAUUUUAAUUUCCAAGUUUUACUAGAGGGUUGGUUCCUUUCUCACUGAAAUAUAAAUCUUACAUAAACAAAAACUCUGAUUUCUCUUAUGAUUUAUAUAAGUUUACAUUUUUAGGAGGGUAGAGAUUUAAGUCUUAUUCUCAUUAGUUUUUGCGAAUUUUUCACCAAAGAUGACAAACUUAAGUGGCUGUGCAAAGGCAUAGUUUUUUUUUUUUUUAAAGAUAACACAUGGCAAGAGCAGGAAAUGGGAAAGCCACCUUUUCACUGGCAGCUAAGUGUGUGGUUCUAAAGUUGUAUCACAGCAACUGUACCACCAGACCAGUCCAUGUGCUUACAGACUUUCAGGUACAGUAAGACUAAUUUGACAACAGAUGAAAGUAUGUCAGGUAUUAUAAAACCAAGUAACCAGCUGCAUACUGAUUCUGCCCUAUCUGCUUAUAUGAAAUCAAGAUGCCCACAGAACAAAAAACUUAAUUUUCUUGUUCCUGCUUAGAAUUCAGGAGAAAACAUAGAAGUAUGCUUACCUUAAAACUGCUUUUUAGUCUGCCUUAUUUCUGUCAUGGGAAAUAGCAUUCCUUUGAAAGUCAAUUAAAUGGAAUACAAUUUCUGAGAAUAGAGUGUCUUUAUCCCAGUCCUUUAGUUUGGUUAAGAAGAGGUAAUGUAAACAGGCACAGAAAAAAAGAUGGCAACCAAACCUUACAGAAGAAAUAAUUUCCUUCUGUGAGUCAAACUGCCAGGUAAGGUAACCACUGCCUCAUUCCUAACAAAUUCAUGAUUUAGCCACAAAACUGCUUGUGAGGAUCUCAGGAAAUUCAGACAAUGUUUCUCUAUAAGUCUCACCUCUGCCAUAAGGGCACUGAGGAAGUAAAAGGUCUGGUGAAGGAAGAGUGCUUUUCUGCUCCCAGUAAUUUUUUGUAUUUGUUUUAAAUCACAGAUUUACACCAGGUUUCACAGAGAAUUUUUCACUGCUGGGGAGUGAACCCAAGACCUUGCACAUGCUAGGCAAGAACUUUACUACUGUGCUGCAUUCCCAACCCAAGAGGAUUUUGUAAAAAUGGAAUAUAGGAAAGGGAUCUAUUUGCCAUCUGUCCUCAGAUACACCGGCACUUUUCCUUAAAUUACUCAGUUUCACCUGCUGACUAUGUAAACUGCAAGUUCCCAAGCAACUCAAAUUUGCAAACACAAACUAUGGAUACACUGUUUGUUUUAAGAUUGUUACCUGGGAAUCUAGGUCUCUGGGUUUUGUUAUUCUCCCCUCCCCUCUGUUUCUUAAUCAUAUAUAACGAACAACAUUUAUAAUAACAGACUGGUUUACAAGUUCCUCAUAAGUCUUUAGUGGCUGAUGGUGUAUAGCCUGUAGUUUAAAGGCAGGGAAGAAUGAGUAGUCGGGAACUGGUCACUUUGAAUGUGGGAGGGAAGAUAUUCACAACAAGGCUUUCUACCAUGAAGCAGUUUCCUGCCUCUCGUUUGGCACGAAUGUUAGCUGGCAAAGACCAGGAAUUCAAGAUGAUUGAUGGCCAGAUUUUUGUGGACAGAGAUGGUGUUUUAUUUAGUUUCAUCUUAGAUUUUUUGAGAACCCACCAGCUUUUAUUACCCUCUGGCUUUUCGGACUAUCUUAGGCUUCAGAGGGAGGCUCUUUUCUAUGAACUUGAUUCUCUGGUUGAUCUCUUAAACCAACACCUGCUCCAACUAAGACCUGCUGUCCUGGAGGUGCAUUUCCUAAACCGAAGCACUCAAGCUUUUUUCAGAGUGUUUGGCUCUUGCAGCAAAACAAUUGAGAUGCUAACUGAGAGGAUUACAGUGUUUAUAGAGCAACCUACAACACCUACCUGGAAUAACUCAUUCCCUCCUCAGAUGACUUUAGUUUCACUGCCUCCACAAAGACCUUCUUAUCAUGACCUGGUUUUCCAUUGUGGCUCUGACAGCAUUACAGAUAACCAAACUGGAGUCAGGUAUGUUUCCAUAAAACCUGAUAACCGAAAAUUGGCCAAUGGAACAAAUGUCCUUGGUUUACUGAUUGAUACUUUGUUAAAUGAAGGCUUUCAUCUGGUCAGCACUAGAACAGUAUCCUCUGAAGACAAAACUGAAUGCUAUUGCUUUGAAAGGAUAAAAAGCCCUGAAGUCCUCAUGGUGAAUAAAACACCACAACCAGAGACUACUAGCAUCACCAUCAUGGCAGAGCAGUCUCAGAAAAAGAAAUGAAGUUGUCUGUUCACUUACAGUAAAGGGAAACUGUCCUUUUCUUAUUUAGAAAUUGUAUAUCUGGGGCAUAUGUUAGUCAACUUGUAUUCAAACUGAACAACUUUUUUGGCCUCAUCCCCUACGAUGGCAUCUAUGGGCAACCAGGCCCCAACAGUGCUUAAGUCACAAUGAACUGCAUGCUGCUCUAUAAACAAUACUGCGCACUUGGUGCUGUGGCAUGAUUCUUCUACCUUCAGUUCCUUUUUCCCUUUCUCCAUGACCACUUACACAGUUUUCAAACAUGGGCUCUGGAGUCAGACUGCUGGUCUCUAAUCCCAACUCAGUCAUUUAUUAGAUAUGCUUUAAUUUCUUCAUCUAUUAACGAGAAACGUAGGCAUUAAAGGAGACAUGGUAGCACUCAGUAAUUUAGUGAUGAUGAUGAAGAUAGAUGGCCUACUAUCAACUGCAUCUUUUCUGUAAGGCCUUGUUUUUUCCCCCCUUUCCUAGGCAUAUUAAUUAAUCUUUUUAUUUAUUGUUUGUGGUGCUGGGAAUUGAACCCAGAUCUUCAUGUAUCCAAAGCAUGCACACUUUCACUAAUCUAAUCUACAGCCACAGUAACCCUUUCUUCUGUAUAGACUUAUAUGUCACCAUAAAAAUUAUUUUCUCAGCUGGUGGAGUGGCUCAAAUGGUAGAGCACCUGUCUAGUAAGCAUGAAGUCCUGAGUUCAAGCCCCAGUACCACCAAAAAAACCUAAUUGUUUUUCUUUGGACAUUAUACUAAAUUUUCAGGAUUAAAAAUGAGUGGGACAAAAGCUCUUAUUCUUAAGGAGCUUACACGCAAGUAAAGAAGUGUAUCAUCAUAACAGCAAAAGAUUAGAAAUAAGCUCAAAGUUCAUUACAGAAUGGGUGCUUAUGAUUCCUACAACAAAUAUUGUUCAGUCCUUAAAAACAAUGAGGCAACAGUUUGUAAGACAAUAAGGAAGGACUGUCAAAAUAUAAGUGGGGAAAACAAGGUGCAAAACAAUUUUUCCAUUUGUAGAAAAAUACAUAUUUAUUUAAUAAAUGCAGCAAGAGAUACAGGUCACAUAUGGAGAAGGAACUGGAUGACUGGGUUCUAAGAAGGAAGACUUACUUUUCACUAGACCAUGGUGGAUGUAUAUCUGUUGAAAAAUUAAGAAAGAAAGAAGCCAUACCUGAAAGAUUGUGAGUGUAUGUCUGGGAGUUGGGGGACUAUUAUGGCAUAGUAUGGCUUACUGUCUCUUGUACUCACAAAUUUUAUUGUACCACCCUUCCUGUGAAGCACUUCCAUUUAUAGUAAAGAAGCUGAAAUUUCUAGUGGUGACUUUUAGAUUUCUGUGUACUAGGUUGUGGGGAAGAAAGACUUGGAAGAAAAAAUUUUACCUUAAAAAGUUAGGUAUCAUUGGGCUGGUGGAGUAGCUCAAGUGGUAAAGCACCUGCCUAGCAAGUGUGAGGCCCCGAGUUCAAGCCCCUUUACCCACCCUCCACAAAAGUUAAGUGUUAUGAAAAAGUGUA